AUGUCGCGACGAAAACAGAAACGACCCCAGCAGCGAAUCAGCUCUUUCUCAAGGAUACCGCUGAGACCUGAGCACGAGGAGCGACUGGAAGUGAGGCCACUCACGUCUACCUUUGCAACAGACUCUGCCUUCUCCUCGGCAACUGAGAGCUACCAGCUUCCCUUUGCUCCACUCCUUUCCACUGUGGGGGACCUUACUUCCACCUUGUCCACAGAGAGCUAUUCCCUCUCCCAAACUACCAGCCAGUCUACAUCUCUCUCUACUGUCCUGACAGACUCUCAGACUGCCCAAACUGCUAGUGCUCUGCUCCCCUCACUCUCCUCACAGACGCAGACCUCCGUUUAUCACGACCCCUCUCUCAUAGCACAUCCAGACUCUUCCUCUCAGAGUCACACUGUCUGUUCUCUUAUGGCUUCCCCAAAGUUAGGCGUGUCAGCUACCACCACAAUUUCCUCUUCCUCUUCCUCCUCUGCUGCCUCUCUCUGUGCUCCACCACACCCAGGUGAUCCCAGCCCUGUAUCCAAUGGCCCCUCAAGUCCAUUGAGACCAUCAUCCAGCCCGAGUACUUUCCACCCUGCCCCAGCCCAUGCUCAAAUCAGCAUAGCUCUGAUUCUGGAGGAGCUACAGGUUUUGCAGCAGAGACAGAUCCACCAGAUGCAGAUGACUGAGGAGAUCUGUAGACAAGUGCUAAGGCUGGGUGGAGCAUCCUGUGUCCUGGACUCGGCACCACUCCUUCUGUCUCCUUUAUCACAGCUCUGUUUAGAGGGCUUGGACAGUGCCUCAAGGACCAUUCAGCAUAAUCCACCACCAACCCCAACCUCUGUGGCUCCACUCCUGGCCUGUUUCUCCUCCCUGCUUUCCCCUCAGUCGACUUCCAAAAUGUCAAAGCCUGUGCAACCUCUGACUCAUGUUCUCCGUCCCCAUAAGCCACUGCAUGAUGUUGCUGGAGCAGGCCCAGGAAAUGUAACAAGUGCUUGCACCUCCUCUACAUCCUCAGUCUUCACUUCAGCUCCCAUCAGUUUCCCCCUCUCAUGCUCUUUGGGUUUGCCUACUCGUUACCUGCACGAGAAAUCUCCAAAUACCACUCCUGCCAGUGGACAAAGUAGUCACGUGAUUUCAGCCCCAGCUCAGCUUCCCAAUGCUUCUCAUUUUACAUUACCGCAACAGGAACUACAAAAUACAGUCCAAGGAGCCACAACAUCAUCAUCAUCAUCAUCAUCAUCAUCGUCAUCCUCUGGCCGUCCGCAGCAUACUUGUCGAUUUUGUGGGAAGCUGUUCAGCAGUGACUCAUCCCUGCAGAUCCACCUUCGCUCUCACACAGGGGAGCGACCAUACCAAUGCCCUGUGUGUCUCAGUCGCUUCACAACACGUGGGAACCUAAAGGUGCACUUCCUACGACAUCGUGAACAAAACCCAGAGCUCUCGAUCUCCUUAUUACCAGCCUCAUUUUUUGCACCUGAGAUGGGGGGAUCAGAACAGACUCAGUCUGUCAACUCAGCCAGCUCCAUUGUCGCUGUUCAAAGGCAGCAGAAGAGGCAAGCAGAAGAGGAUAUAUAUGGGGACAGUCCAGAAGUUGCAGGUGCAGGAGGUGGGAUUACCACAGGUAGAUCUCCACGCACACCCCCUUCUUCACUACCCCUACCUCCUAGUAUGGACUUGGCUCUUUUAACUACAGCUCACUCCCUUUUACAACUCAACCGUGCUGCUGCUGCUGCUGCUGCAGCAGCCUCCAUGUCCUCAACCUCCUCACACACACCCUCUCUGUCUUCCUCUCUCCUUACAAGCUCUUCCUCCUCCUCUUCCUCAACCAUAGCUGGACUGUUCAAGGGAGCAAAACAGCAACAUUUUGAUGAAAACACCCCCCCACUUCCUUCUCUGCUCUCCCAGUCGACUUAUUCCCAACUAGUCCACUUACCCAAAAUUCUCUUCCCAGCUGCGGCAUCUCAUCAUCAUGCAACCCUAGGCCUCCUUCAGUCCCCAUCUUCAACAGGGUCACAUUUGUCCUCCUCCCAGCAGCAGAUCACAUUCCCAUUCCCUUACAACAAAGCACCCUCCUCGACUGUCUCGUCAUCGUCUAACUCGACCCCAACCUCAGACACAUCUAAAUUGCAAAAGCUGGUGGAAAAAUUGGAACGAGAACCUCAGAGUCAGGUGCCUUGGGUAUCAUCUAGGGGGGAAACAUCUCGUAACAGCCCUAGCUCAGCAGGAACUUUCAGCAGCACUCUGAAAAGCACAAGCACAUCAAGCACUUAUGUUGUAGCCUUGCCUCCAUCUUCCUCCACCAACACUUCUCCCUCCACCUACAGCGCAGAAAUGGGAGCAGCCUUGGAAAUGGGCGCCAGUGGAAGCAGUGAUUUCGCUGGAACUGUCAUGUCCAACUUAGGACCUAUGAGUUCAGCUGGAUCCCUUGCUCCAAAUCAGUGUGGUGUGUGUCUGCGAGUGCUGAGCUGUCCCAGGGCCUUGCGUCUACAUCAGGCCACACAUCUUGGUGAGCGCCCAUUUCCCUGUAAGCUGUGUGGACGCUCCUUCUCAACCAAGGGCAGUCUGCGGGCACACCUUGCCACUCACAAAGCACGACCGCCUAAUGCACGUGCUCAGAAUUCUUGCCCUCUUUGCCAGCGCAAGUUUACCAAUGCCCUGGUGUUGCAACACCACAUUCGAAUGCAUCUCGGAGGCCAGUUGCCCACAGAAGGUGCAGGAGGCUGUCGGAUUGAAGUCCCGCCUCAGACUCAGGCCUCCGACAAUCCCAACCCUAAACUGGAGAUAAAUAUGAUCAGUAAAGACAAUCUGUCAAAGGACUCUGCUUCUCUUCCAGGCUCCGAUUUUAGUAGCUCUUCCUCAAGUAUUUCUGCUCCCCUCUCUGCCAACAAUGUAAGUUCAGAGACCCUAAAGCAACAUGUUUCAAUCAGUCCUGAACCAAUUCCACCCGCUGACCUGAGCCCCGACCCUUCCUUGAACCCAACCCCACAGACACCACCACUAUGCAGAGCUGACCCACCUAUCCUCUGUGCAAGUGUACCCACUUCAGCUGACACUUACUCUGCCUCUCCAUCUGCUCCCACAGUCCUGCCUAAACCUGAUUCUCCUUUUAAUAAUGAGUCUGUUGAGCACCAUCCUCCUGUCACUGCUGCACAAGCGAGUAACACCCAUCCAGGACCAAGCUCCCCAGGUUUGACCAAAACUAACCCACUUGUAGAGGACAGUGGAAUAAGUGAAAAUGUAUCUGCACAGACCAUCCCAGCAACUGGACCAAGAUCAAACCUAGAGGACUUUUUGAGUAUCCCUAAUCACAGUGCCCAAGUGCUUGCUCUAACAAGACACAUGUCCACAUCACCUACUUUCCCAAACCCAAACCCAGAAAGUCUUUCAUCCCAAAAAGCAUCUAUGUCUGACACAGAUCAGGGUCAAAUCAAAACACCCAGAUCGUUUACCUCAGAGGCCACUAAAGAGGACAAGGUGGAAGACAACUUAAUUGAAACACCAAAGAAUGCCCCUGAGGCAACUCUUGAGAUGGACACAAAUGUAGCACAAAUGCCAGACACUGUGAAUAAAACCACUGUAGAAGAUGCACCUGAGGAAGCUCUGAAACAAGCAGGGGUGUUCCUCUGUUCAUCUGCAAAGGAUAAUGAGCAAGAUCUCAAAAGUGCAGCAGGACCUGAGCAAGAACACCUAGAAACUGCUAUACCCAUGUCUCUAGCCCCCACCCUGCCUCCCCCCCUCUCACGCCCAGAGAAGAAAACCUACUGCUGCGCUGAGUGUGGUAAGGAGUAUGCAAGCCGCAGUGGACUAAAGCCUCCCAGCUGCUCCAGCUACGAGGGCAUCUGUCAGCUUCUGGAACCAGUACCAGGCCUGCCUCAACUCAAGCAAUGA
Molecule: messenger RNA, 3870 nt
Organism: Chanos chanos (milkfish)
Lineage: Eukaryota; Metazoa; Chordata; Actinopteri; Gonorynchiformes; Chanidae
Gene: sall2
Product: spalt-like transcription factor 2
Exons: 3
Coding region: 1-3870 (1289 amino acids)
Biological process (GO): regulation of transcription by RNA polymerase II
Cellular component (GO): nucleus
Molecular function (GO): RNA polymerase II cis-regulatory region sequence-specific DNA binding; DNA-binding transcription factor activity, RNA polymerase II-specific
Source: RefSeq, a predicted model, not a curated record